UUCCCAUGACGCUCGGCGGUUCCUGCGGAGCGCGCAUGUCGACGGACGGAGUGCGCGAGCCCGGCAGCUUGUGGCGAUCUCCAUGGAGCCAGCUUGGCGACAGCAGGGCAGAGGGCGCGGCCGGGGUCAGACGAGGACUCAGACUCCGGGUGACUUGUUACCAGGGCGAUCCCAGAUAGAGGAAGAUGGGGUGAGGGUGGGACGAGGACGGGGCGGUUCUGCUGUGACCACACUGCCCAAAGCAGAACCUCCACCCAGUAACGUCUUGUCUUCUCAGUCCAGAUUUGACGAGAUCCGGAAGUCCAACCAGGCUGCAGCUCAGCGACUGGCGGAGAAACCGUGCAGCUCCUCGUCUGAGGAGGAGGAGGAGGAGGAGGAUGAUGACGAUGUUGAAGAUGGAAGGCUUGGUAAACGAGGGACGAUUCUGCAGUCGACGCUCACUGCGUACACCAACCAUAUGGGAGGCGACGUGUCCGAAUUGGAGCGAACCCGUCGGUGCCUGAACGAGGUGUUCCAGUCUGGAGCCAUAACCUGCCUCAUCUGCAUCGCCUCUGUGAAGAGAACACAAGCGGUCUGGAGCUGUGUGGGAUGUUAUUGCAUUUUCCACAUCCCCUGUAUUCAGAAGUGGGCCAAAGACUCCAUCUUCUUGGUUUCCUCGGUAACAGACGAGGAUUUUGGGAAGAAGGAACACCCCUGGCCUUGUCCUAAGUGUAGGUAUGAGUAUUCUCCUCAGCAGACUCCAUGUCGUUAUUAUUGUUACUGCGGUAAAGAGGUUGACCCCGCCCCCGACCCCUGGCUCCUCCCACAUUCCUGCGGACAGGUGUGUGACAGGGAGUUCAAGCCGCCCUGCGGACACCGCUGCCUGCUGCUGUGCCAUCCAGGUCCCUGUCCUCCGUGUCCGAAGAUGGUGAGCGUGUCGUGUCUGUGUGGGAAAGCGGCUCCGGUUCCUCGGCGCUGCAGUAAUAAAGGCUGGAACUGUGGAAAAACCUGCAGCCGCACGCUGCCCUGCAGGAUCCACACCUGCACGCACACCUGUCACGCAGGUGUGUGUGAGCCGUGUCCCAGGGUCAGUGUACAGAAGUGUGUGUGUGGGAGGAGCUCGGCGCAGCGUCAGUGUGCCAGUCCACUGUGGCACUGCGACCAGGCGUGCGGGCGCCCGCUGCCGUGCGGGAAUCACACGUGUGAGCGCGUGUGUCACGCGGGCGCGUGUGGAGAGUGUCCUCGCGCGGGGAACCGGACCUGCCCCUGCGGGAAGAGCAAGUGCGCUCUGCCGUGUACGGCUGAUGUUCCUACCUGUGGGGACACCUGUGAUAAGAAGCUGGACUGUGGGUUACACAGCUGCUCUAUGCGCUGCCAUAAAGGACCCUGUGAAACCUGCAGACAGGCGGUGACGAAACAGUGUCGCUGUGAGCGCCACACUAAACGCAUGCCGUGCCAUAAGGAGUAUCUGUGUGACUCCAAAUGCAACAAGACACGAAGCUGCAACAGACAUCCAUGCAAGAGGAAGUGCUGUCCAGGUAACUGUCCUCCCUGUGAUCUGAGCUGUGGCAGGAUGCUCGGCUGCAGGAACCACAAGUGCCCGUCGGUGUGUCAUCCAGGGAGCUGUUAUCCGUGUCCCGAGGUGGUUCAGGUGAAGUGUGCGUGUGGUUCCACGUCUCUGAGUGUUCCCUGUGGGAGAGAGAAAAGCACCAAACCUCCUCGCUGCAAAGAGCUCUGCAGGAAUCCUCCGUCGUGUCAUCACCCCUCUCGAGAGCGCCACAGGUGUCAUUUUGGCACGUGUCCGGUCUGCAAGCAGGUGUGUCAGCUGCCCCUACCUGGCUGUACACACCUGUGUCCAGCGCCGUGUCACGACCAGGUGCUACUCAAAUCCAACCAGCGGGCUCCAUUAGCUGGUCCGUGGGAGCAGCCGGCAGCGCCAGCAUUUGAGUGUAAGGCUCUGCCCUGCCCUCCCUGCCAAGUCCCCAUACCAACGGCCUGUCUGGGAGAACACGAGGUCAGCCCGGUCCAGUGUCACGCUCGUGGGCCGUUCUCAUGUGGCCGGCCGUGUGGACGAACUUUGACCUGCAGUAACCACAGCUGCAGCCUGGAGUGUCACUCGGUGACCCCUGACCCCAAAAUACCGAAGACGGAGGCUGGUAAGGAGUGUGAGCAUUGUGAAGAGAGUUGCUCUAAGCCCCGCCCCUCUGGUUGCCCACACCCCUGUACCCUCCCCUGUCACCGUGGCAACUGCCCCCCCUGCACCCAGAUGAUCAGACAGCGCUGCCACUGCAAGAUCACCAACCUGUACAUCGAAUGCCUGAAGCUGACGGCUGCUGAUGAAGAGGCCCGAAAGCUGCUCACCUCCUGCAAGAACCAGUGUCCCAAACAGCUGAGGUGUGGUCACCGCUGUAAGGAGCUCUGUCACGCGGGAGACUGUGUGGAGAACUGCAGCCAGAGAGUUAAAGUCAAGUGUCCAUGCAAGAGGAUCAAGAAGGAGUUUUCCUGCUCUCGCGCCCAGCAGGAGGAGAAUUUGGUGCUGUGUGACGACAUCUGCAAAAAACUGCAGAGGAAAUAUGCUGAGGCUCGUGAGGCGGAGGAGAGAGCGAUAAAAGAGGAGGAGAUGAAGAAACAGCAGGCGGAGCUGGAGGCCUUUGAGAAGCGUCAGAAAGGAAAACGGAAGAAGAACAGACGGAACACAGAAGUGGAGGCAGAGGAGGGGGCGUGGCUUAAAUACAGAAAGUACCUGCUGGUGCCCGUUUGUGGCAUCCUAUUGGCUGUUGGAGCCUUUUAUCUGCUGCAGGUCAAUUAGAGGAGGAAAUGCUGGGUUAACCCCCCACCCCCACCCCCGCCCCGUGCAGCAUCACGCGUAAGAUGUUAACAGAGACAUUCAGAGUGUUUGGUGUGAAAUAGUUGAUUGUAGACUCGGACUGUAGUUUAUAUGGAAUGUUGUUGAUGGAAAAUAAUGGAAAACCUGGAAUAAUCAGUUUUCUUUGGGGACUAUUUUGUCCUGCAGUGCUGUUUUAGGCUACAACUAACAUAAAACAGCGUCUCAGUCAUCAGGCAGUGAAUUCAGGACCAUCUCACGUAGGAACUUUCUGUGAGGAGCUUUUAGAGGGACGUCUGGUUCCCAUCACCACCACUGGGAACAAAUGAAAGUUAUCUAGAACAGAGCGUUUGACACAGAACCACUCUGAAUGACUCUGUUUACGUCUUAACCACUUAAUUAUGAAGGACUGAAAAGUUGGUUUAGAUGACUGAGCUCAGGAGGCUUCGCCCACAUAUGUGCUCUUUCCUAGUUCCUGCUGUGAGGUUGGGAGAACUUUACUGAGGGCUGGUUAAAAUCCCGUUCAGAGGCUCCCGAGUGUGCAGCUGUCUGAACGUUGGUCCUCUCGUUGGUGGGGGUUGUGAGUUUGAGCCACAGUAAUUCCACAGCCAUGUAUUCCAUAGCUGAAUAUCACUGAGGAGAAAAAUGGGCAAAAGCCCCGUUCAGAACCUGCAGCACGCAGUUCGGGUUCUGUUAAAGUGUGUUAUAGCGUGAAUGGUUGUGGGUUUAGAGUUUCUGCAUAAUGAUGAGUUUCCAGUGCGGAACGCGACUCUAACAGUGUGACCUUUCACACCCUGAUGAUGGAAAUAUGAAGUAACGUUGCUUCGCUUCAUCUGCUGUACGUCUGUAUCUGAUCUACGUUACUGUAUUUGAAGCGAAUCUGAACCAGUUUCUCAGUUUCUGACUGAAGCGUUUACCAGCGUUCUGUAAAACCCGUCCAGCCUCACUACAGUAACUGUGGAGAAACAUUUGUGGGCGGAGCCUGGAGAGAGGUCACAUCAUGAACAUUGGUCACCGGCCCUGGUCCUGGAGAUGGACCAUUUUGUCGAUCACUGCAUGUUGACGACGUCUUAGACACAAAUAUUUCUGCAAACACAGCAUCACAGGCUGGGUGGAAGAGAACUGAGGGGUGCAGGUCUAGAGGAGGGGCGUAGAUCUCCAGGAGAGGUUUAGGUCUGCAGAGUCGAUCUCCAGGAGAGGCUUAGAUCUGCAGAGUCGAUCUCCAAGAGGGGGCAUAGAUCUGCAGAGUCGAUCUCCAGGAGAGGCUUAGAUCUGCAGAGUCGAUCUCCAAGAGGGGGCAUAGAUCUCUGACGUUGAUCUCCAGAAGGACCAAUGGGUUGGUGACCACAGCAAUGAACAAACUACACAGUCUGAAGUUUGGGGUGGGAAUCACUGCAGAACCUGACCCAGAAGCCCACUCUGUACGUUGGAAGCUGAAGUUUAAGCCAUCGCUGAGGACUGUGCAGGGUGGGCUUCACUGUGACCAAGAUAAUUUACUUUAAUGGGGUUACAUCCACGCACUGAUUCAUCCAAACUCCCUCUGGAGCUGUGAUUGGUCAGGAUGCUGGCGCUGAGGUUCAUUUUCCAUAUUGUAAUGUCCAAUCAGAAGAGAGCUUUGUGUAAAGCCGGUUUCCAUGGGGAUCCAAACAGCCGAGUGCUUGUCUGAUUUAAUGAAGCGUCUCAGCUUUUCGUACCAAAACAGAACAAAAAAAAAAAGUUCCAUGAGUUAAAUUUGACUCGCGUAGCCUGAAGCACAGACUUGGAGCCGACGCCAUCCCGAGUUGGCUUAGAGAAGCCUGGUUAUGGUUUGUUUCCUUUGGUUAAGAGACGAUGAUUAUUUGGAGUGUAAUGAAAUGUCCUCCUCCCUGAAGAGCAGGAAUGUGUGUUAUUUGAACACGGCGUGAAUAAAGUCACCCUUAAUUAAA
Molecule: messenger RNA, 4728 nt
Organism: Pygocentrus nattereri (red-bellied piranha)
Lineage: Eukaryota; Metazoa; Chordata; Actinopteri; Characiformes; Serrasalmidae
Gene: nfxl1
Product: nuclear transcription factor, X-box binding-like 1
Exons: 23
Coding region: 83-2788 (901 amino acids)
Biological process (GO): regulation of DNA-templated transcription
Cellular component (GO): nucleus
Molecular function (GO): zinc ion binding; RNA polymerase II transcription regulatory region sequence-specific DNA binding; DNA-binding transcription factor activity, RNA polymerase II-specific
Source: RefSeq, a predicted model, not a curated record